UAUCCGGACAGACUCAUAUGUAAAAACUACGUUGUUAUCUCCAAUAAAAAACAAUUUUAUGCUGUAAAGUUGCGUAUUAUUUUCCUAAUGCACUGAAUAUGUAAGUAUCGAACGUGCGUGCCCUUCAGAACCAGAGUCGUCGUCUAUCCUAGAUCUGAAACGCGAAGUCAAGUCGAGCUUGUGAGCUGUGUCUCUGCACAUUUUCCCUUAUGGAUGUCCAUGCCUCUGCCACUAGUCCACAACUACCACUCCACUGCACCAUCAAGUAAGAACUGCCUGAAGUGCAACACCACUCGGGGCAGCAGCCAGCAGCCAUGCAAGGUGGCCACGCGUUGCGCGCCGUGGGAGAUGUUUUCUUCCCCACGAUCGCGGCCGUCGUGGAGCUGUCGCUCCGGGCAUGGCGGCAGGUCAGGACCGAGCUCCUCGUGCCGCUGCUCAGAGCCGCGGUGGUGGCGUGCACGGUCAUGUCGGUGAUCGUGCUCGCGGAGAAGGUGUUCCUGGGGACGGUGAGCUCCGUGAUGAAGGUGCUCCGCCGGAGACCGGGGAGGAUGUACAAGAGCGACCCCAUUGUGCAGCAGGAUGAGGAGGCUGGCUCCACGGCCUUCCCCAUGGUGCUCGUCCAGAUCCCCAUGUGCAACGAGAAGGAGGUGUACAAGCUAUCGAUAGGCGCAGCUUGCAGGCUCACAUGGCCGGCAGAUCGAUUAAUAGUGCAGGUCCUGGACGACUCCACUGACCUCAUCAUCAAGGAGCUGGUGAAGAGCGAGUGCGAGAAGUGGGCCGAGGAGGGGAUCAACAUCAAGUACGACACGCGCAAGGACAGGGCCGGGUACAAGGCCGGCAACCUCAAGGAAGGGAUGCGGCACGCCUACGUGCGGGGCUGCGAGUUCGUCGCCAUGUUCGACGCCGACUUCCAGCCGGCGCCGGACUUCCUAGUCAGGACCGUCCCGUUCCUCGUCCAUGACCCCAACCUCGCGCUCGUGCAGACCCGCUGGAAGUUCGUGAAUGCUAACGACUGCUUGCUGACGAGAAUGCAAGAGAUGUCCAUGGACUACCAUUUCAAGGUGGAGCAGGAAGCCGGCUCCUCGCUCUGCAACUUCUUCGGCUACAAUGGAACUGCUGGAGUAUGGAGAACACAAGCGAUUGUCGAAUCCGGUGGUUGGGAGGAUCGAACUACUGCUGAGGAUAUGGACUUGGCACUGAGAGCUGGGCUCCUGGGCUGGGAAUUUGUUUACGUUGGCAGCAUAAAGGUUAAGAGUGAGCUGCCGAGCACUUUGAAGGCGUACCGGUCCCAGCAGCAUCGCUGGUCAUGCGGACCUGCAGUCCUGUUCAAGAAAAUGUUCUGGGAAAUUCUUGCCGCUAAGAAAGUAUCGGCCUUCAAAAAGUUCUACAUGAUCUAUGACUUCUUCAUUGCCAGGCGGAUCGUAUCGACCUUCUUCACAUUCUUCUUUUUCAGCGUGCUAAUCCCUAUGAACUUUCUAUUCCCAGAAACGCAGAUUCCUACGUGGGAACUUAUCUAUAUCCCCACAGCUAUCACUCUUCUCAGUUCUGUUGGGACUCCAAGGUCAAUCCAUCUGAUUAUACUGUGGGUCUUAUUUGAGAAUGUGAUGGCACUGCAUCGGUUUAAAGCCAUAUUGAUCGGAUUUUUCGAAGCGGGAAGAGCUAAUGAAUGGAUUGUCACACAAAAGCUGGGGAGUAUACAUAAGCUCAAAUCCAUUGUACGUGUUACAACGAACCGUCGUUUCAAAGACAGGUUCCACUGCCUUGAGAUAUUUAUUGGCAUGUUCCUUCUGGUGUCUGCAUGCUAUGACUACUUAUACAGAGAUGAUUAUUUUUACAUCUUCGUUCUACCUCAAUCGAUCAUGUAUUUUGCAGUUGGGUUUGAAUUCCUAGGUGUCAGUGUCAGCAGUUAGAUCAAGGCUGCCCAUUUCCAAGAUGCAGUCCAAAAAAGGUCGCAUAUUAAGAUGGUUCAUUUGAGGCCCCUGACGAUUGUUAAUGGAAAAAAAACCCAACUCUGGUGCAAUGAAGUAGAGAUGUCACAUGCUGCAAGUAAGGAUAAGCAUAAGGGAGAUAGAGAUGAAUCUAAAGUGAUCAAGAGACUAGUGUGUAUCAUCUAUUAACCCCGUUGAUGCACAAAAAUGCGUCUUUAGCGAAGAGUUGUGUUCGCAUGAUCACAUUUUGUUGACAGGUUUAUAUAAAGCGCAAAUAUCA
Messenger RNA from Phragmites australis (common reed), 2208 nucleotides. Its product is annotated as probable glucomannan 4-beta-mannosyltransferase 6. Gene Ontology annotation, cellular component: Golgi apparatus. The transcript is spliced from 10 exons. The record is from RefSeq and is a predicted model, not a curated record. The coding region runs from base 315 to 1910 and encodes 531 amino acids. Lineage: Eukaryota; Viridiplantae; Streptophyta; Magnoliopsida; Poales; Poaceae. Gene Ontology annotation, molecular function: mannan synthase activity.